UACAGCUACAGCAUGAGCAGUGGAGGUGGAGGUGGAGGUGCUGGCAUCGGUGCUGGCUUCGGUAGUGCCUUCGGUGCUGCAGCAGGCUAUGGAGGGGGACUUGGAGUAGGAUUCGGGGCUGGUUAUGGAGCUGGUGCAGGUGGCGCUGGUUUCGUGGCACCCCCCAUCACAGCUGUGACUGUGAACCAGAGCCUGUUGGCCCCCCUCAACCUGGAGAUCGACCCCACCAUCCAGACUGUCCGUACCCAGGAAAAGGAACAGAUCAAGACCCUCAACAACCGCUUUGCAUCCUUCAUUGACAAGGUACGUUUCCUGGAGCAGCAGAACAAGAUGCUGGAGACCAAGUGGAGCCUCCUGCAGGAGCAGACCACCACCCGUUCCAACAUCGAUGGCAUGUUUGAGGCCUACAUUGCCAACCUGCGCAGACAGCUUGAUGGCCUUGGCAACGAGAAGAUCAAGCUGGAGGGAGAGCUAAAGAACAUGCAGGGCCUGGUAGAAGACUUCAAGAACAAGUAUGAAGAUGAAAUUAACAAACGUGCUGCGGUAGAGAAUGAGUUUGUCCUGCUCAAGAAGGAUGUUGACGGUGCCUACAUGAGCAAGAUAGAACUGGAGGCCAAGGUUGAUGCUCUGCAGGAUGAGAUCAACUUCCUCAGAACGAUCUAUGAAGCAGAACUGGCUGAGCUCCAGGGACAGAUCAAGGACACCUCCGUAAUUGUGGAGAUGGACAACAGCAGAAACCUUGACAUGGAUGCCAUUGUGGCUGAAGUACGCGCACAGUAUGAGGAAAUUGCCAACCGCAGCCGUGCAGAGGCCGAGACAUGGUACAAGCAGAAGUUUGAGGAAAUGCAGACGUCUGCAGGCAGGUACGGAGAUGACCUUCGCACCACCAAGGCUGAGAUUGCAGAGCUAAACCGCAUGAUCAGUCGACUCCAGAAUGAAAUUGAGUCCGUCAAGGGACAGCGCACCAGCCUAGAGGCUCAGAUUGCUGAGGCUGAGGAACGUGGAGAGCUUGCUGUGAAGGAUGCCAAGCUCCGCAUUAAGGACCUGGAGGAGGCCCUGCAGAGAGCCAAGCAGGACAUGGCUCGCCAGGUCCGCGAGUACCAGGAACUCAUGAACGUCAAACUGGCUUUGGACAUUGAGAUCGCCACAUACAGGAAACUGCUUGAAGGAGAGGAAACCAGACUUGCCUCAGGCGGUGGAACUGCCACUAUUCACAUUCAGGAGAGCUCAAGCAGUGCUGCCGGUGGUGGUGAGUCAGGUGGUGGAUUUGGCUUUGCCGCCGGUGGUGGUGGUGGUGGAUAUGGGUACGGCGGCGGCAGCGGCAUGUCCAUGUCAAUGAGCAGCGGUGGAGGCGGCGGAUUCGGCUUUGGUGGUUCCAGCCUCAGCAUGGGAGGAGGCGGUGGGAGCAUCUCCAUGUCCCGCAGCUCCAUGCAGUCCUCACGCCGUUUCUGAACACCCAGUACCACCUCUGCACCUCCAAGUCUCUGAACCCAUUCCUCUGCUCUUAUCUUUUGGGUUUUUCCC
Molecule: messenger RNA, 1524 nt
Organism: Chanos chanos (milkfish)
Lineage: Eukaryota; Metazoa; Chordata; Actinopteri; Gonorynchiformes; Chanidae
Product: intermediate filament protein ON3-like
Exons: 9
Coding region: 13-1452 (479 amino acids)
Biological process (GO): intermediate filament organization; keratinization
Cellular component (GO): keratin filament
Molecular function (GO): structural constituent of skin epidermis
Source: RefSeq, a predicted model, not a curated record